This is a messenger RNA of Pyrenophora tritici-repentis Pt-1C-BFP, 318 nucleotides long. The record is from RefSeq and is a predicted model, not a curated record. Lineage: Eukaryota; Fungi; Ascomycota; Dothideomycetes; Pleosporales; Pleosporaceae.
AUGGAGGACAACCUAGACAUACCAGAGGAGUCGAUGCGGCACAUCGAGGCCCUGCUGGCAAGACAUCCGCCGCACUUGAUCCAGCGCAUGUUUUCCCAAGCUAUAGAUUCGCGUAUGUUUUUCUUCCUCUUCCUCCUCCUCCUCCUCCUCCUCCUCCUCCACCUGCUUCCGCUCACCGACUGUAGGCCGCAAUUCUACAGCCUCGUCUCUCAUGUCCACCAGCACCGCCAGCUCUACCACCACUUCUUCUUCGGCAUCAUCAUGGCGAUCUCGCCUAUCACUUGCAUCAACCUUUUCCUCGUCCACCAGCAACAGUGA